AUGGACACAGUCAGACACCAAGGACACAGUCAUAGACACCAAGGACACAGUCAGACACCAAGGACACAGUCAGACACCAAGGACACAGUCAUAGACACCAAGGACACAGUCAGACACCAAGGACACAGUCAUAGACACCAAGGACACAGUCAGACACCAAGAACACAGUCAGACACCAUGGACACAGUCAGAGACACCAAGGACACAGUCAGAGACACCAAGGACACAGUCAGAGACCAAGGACACAGUCAGACACCAAGGACACAGUCAGACACCAAGAACACAGUCAGAGACACCAAGGACACAGUCAGACACCAAGAACACAGUCAGACACCAUGGACACAGUCAGAGACACCAAGGACACAGUCAGAGACACCAAGGACACAGUCAGAGACCAAGGACACAGUCAGACACCAAGGACACAGUCAGACACCAAGAACACAGUCAGACACCAAGGACACAGUCAGAGACACCAAGGACACAGUCAGACACCAAGAACACAGUCAGACACCAUGGACACAGUCAGAGACACCAAGGACACAGUCAGAGACACCAAGGACACAGUCAGAGACACCAAGGACACAGUCAGAGACACCAAGGAUACAGUCAGAGACACCAAGGACAAGUCAGAGACACCAAGGACACAGUCAGAGACACCAAGGACACAGUCAGAGACACCAAGGACACAGCCAGACACCAAGGACACAGUCAGACACCAAGGACACAGUCAGACACCAAGGACACAGUCAGACACCAAGGACACAGUCAGACACCAAGGACACAGUCAGAGACACCAAGGACACAGUCAGAGACACCAAGGACACAGUCAGAGACACCAAGGACACAGUCAGAGACACCAAGGACACAGCCAGACACCAAGGACACAGUCAGACACCAAGGACACAGUCAGACACCAAGGACACAGUCAGACACCAAGGACACAGUCAGACACCAAGGACACAGUCAGACACCAAGGACACAGUCAGACACCAAGGACACAGUCAGAGACACCAAGGACACAGUCAGAGACACCAAGGACACAGUCAGAGACACCAAGGACACAGUCAGAGACACCAAGGACACAGACAGACACCAAGGACACAGUCAGACACCAAGGACACAGUCAGACACCAAGGACACAGUCAGACACCAAGGACACAGUCAGACACCAAGGACACAGUCAGACACCAAGGACACAGUCAGACACCAAGGACACAGUCAGAGACACCAAGGACACAGUCAGAGACACCAAGGACAAGUCAGAAACACCAAGGACACAGUCAGAGACACCAAGGACACAGUCAGACACCAAGGACACAGUCAGACACCAAGGACAUACUCAGAGACACCAAGGACACAGUCAGAGACACCAAGGACACAGUCGGAGACACCAAGGACAAGUCAGAGACACCAAGGACAUACUCAGAGACACCAAGGACACAGUCAGAGACACCAAGGACACAGUCAGAGACACCAAGGACAUACUCAGAGACACCAAGGACACAGUCAGAGACACCAAGGACACAGUCAGAGACACCAAGGACACAGUCAGAGACACCAAGGACACAGUCAGAGACACCAAGGACACAGUCAGAGACACCAAGGACAAGUCAGAGACACCAAGGACAUACUCAGAGACACCAAGGACAUACUCAGAGACACCAAGGACACAGUCAGAGACACCACGGACACAGUCAGAGACACCAAGGACACAGUCAGAGACACCAAGGACACAGUCAGACACCAAGGACACAGUCAGAGACACCAAGGACACAGUCAGAGACACCAAGGACACAGUCAGAGACACCAAGGACACAGUCAGAGACACCAAGGACACAGUCAGAGACACCAAGGACACAGUCAGAGACACCAAAGACACAGUCAGACACCAAGGACACAGUCAGAGACACCAAGGACACAGUCAGAGACACCAAGGACACAGUCAGACACCAAGGACACAGUCAGCCACCAAGGACACAGUCAGACACCAAGGACACAGGCAUAGACACCAAGGACACAGUCAGAGACACCAAGGACACAGUCAGAGACACCAAGGACAUACUCAGAGACACCAAGGACACAGUCAGAGACACCAAGGACACAGUCAGAGACACCAAGGACAAAGACACCAAGGACACACUCAGAGACACCAAGGACACAGUCAGAGACACCAAGGACACAGUCAGAGACACCAAGGACACAGUCAGAGACACCAAGGACACAGUCAGAGACACCAAGGACACAGUCAGAGACACCAAGGACACAGUCAGAGACACCAAGGACACAGUCAGAGACACCAAGGACACAGUCAGAGACACCAAGGACACAGUCAGAGACACCAAGGACACAGUCAGAGACACCAAGGACAAGUCAGAGACACCAAGGACAAGUCAGUCAGAAGGACACAGUCAGAGACACCAAGGACACAGUCAGAGACACCAAGGACAAGUCAGAGACACCAAGGACACAGUCAGAGACACCAAGGACACAGUCAGAGACACCAAGGACACAGUCAGAGACACCAAGGACACAGUCAGAGACACCAAGGACACAGUCAGAGACACCAAGGACACAGUCAGAGACACCAAGGACACAGUCAGAGACACCAAGGACACAGUCAGAGACACCAAGGACACAGUCAGAGACACCAAGGACACAGUCAGAGACACCAAGGACACAGUCAGAGACACCAAGGACACAGUCAGAGACACAGUCAGAGACACCAAGGACACAGUCAGAGACACCAAGGACACAGUCAGAGACACCAAGGACACAGUCAGAGACACCAAGGACACAGUCAGAGACACCAAGGACAUACACAGAGACACCAAGGACACAGUCAGAGACACCAAGGACACAGUCAGAGACACCAAGGACAUACUCAGAGACACCAAGGACACAGUCAGAGACACCAAGGACACAGUCAGAGACACCAAGGACAAGUCAGAGACACCAAUGACAUACUCAGAGACACCAAGGACAUACUCAGAGACACCAAAGACACAGUCAGAGACACCAAGGACACAGUCAGAGACACCAAGGACACAGUCAGAGACACCAAGAACACAGUCAGAGACACCAAGGACACAGUCAGAGACACAGUCAGAGACACCAAGGACACAGUCAGAGACACCAAGGACACAGUCAGAGACACCAAGGACAUACUCAGAGUCAUCAAGGACACA
Messenger RNA from Procambarus clarkii (red swamp crayfish), 3185 nucleotides. The record is from RefSeq and is a predicted model, not a curated record. NCBI's taxonomy places the organism in Eukaryota, Metazoa, Arthropoda, Malacostraca, Decapoda, Cambaridae.